CCGCAGGCAGCCAGCCCCGGCCGCCGCACCAUGUCCGCCGACUGGUUCCGGCGCCGCUUCCUGCCUGGGGGUCCCCUCACUGCGCCGCGGCCGCCUCGACCUCGCGCCAGCCCCGUGCCCUACCGGCGGCCCCGCUUCCUGCGCGGCUCUGGCUCCAGCACCAGCACCGCCGACGCCUCGCGCCGCCCGGACGCCCGGCCCCGGCCGGUGCGUAGCCCCGUGCGGGGCCGCGCGCUGCCCUGGAACGCAGGCUACGCUGAGUGAGUGCCUAGCCCCAGGCGGUCCCCGCCGGACACUCCCGCUCCUCUUAUUCUGAGGCCCCGACCCCCCCACCUCUGUGAUCCCGCCUGGGGUCCCGCGCUGUCAGAUAAAACAGACCAAACCGAGGGAGGGACCCUCGCCCCCUCAACCUGUGGUUAACUACCUCUGGUCCCCUUUCCGGACUUUUGACAACCUCCCAUAUCGACCAGAGGUCGAGAAGUACCUGAACCCCUGGGGCUUCCAAAAGAGGAUCAUCAAUGCAGAGAAAUCUGAGUUCAAUGAGGAUCAGGCAGCUUGUGGGAAGCUAUGCAUCCGGAGAUGUGGGUUUGGGGUUGAAGAGGACCAAGAAUGGCUGACCUUGUGUCCAGAGGAGGUCCUGACAGGUCAUUAUUGGGCACUGUUUGAUGGGCAUGGCGGUCCAGCUGCAGCUAUCCUGGCUGCCAACACCCUGCACUCCUGCCUGCGCCGGCAGCUAGAGGCUGUGGUAGAUGGCAUGAUGGCCACUCAGCCCCCCAUGCAUCUCAGUGGGUGCUGCAUCUGCCCCAGUGACCCCCAGUUUGUGGAGGAAAAGGGCAUUAGGACAGAAGACCUGGUGAUUGGGGCUCUGGAGAGUGCCUUCCAGGAGUGUGAUGAGGUGAUCGGGCGGGAGCUGGAGGCCUCAGGCCAGGUGGGCGGCUGUACUGCCUUGGUGGCUGUGUCCCUGCAGGGAAAGCUGUAUGUGGCCAAUGCUGGGGAUAGCAGGGCCAUCUUGGUGCGGAGGGAUGAGGUACGGCCCCUGAGCUCUGAGUUCACCCCAGAGACCGAGCGGCAGCGGAUUCAGCAGCUGGCCUUUGUCUACCCUGAGCUUUUGGCUGGUGAGUUCACCCGACUGGAGUUCCCUCGGCGACUGAAAGGGGAUGACUUGGGGCAGAAGGUUUUGUUCAGGGAUCACCACAUGAGCGGCUGGAGCUACAAGUGCGUGGAGAAGUCGGAUCUCAAGUACCCAUUGAUCCAUGGACAGGGUAGGCAGGCUCGGUUGCUGGGAACACUGGCUGUCUCGAGGGGCCUAGGAGACCAUCAGCUCAGAGUCCUGGACACAAACAUUCAGCUCAAGCCCUUCUUGCUCUCUGUCCCACAGGUGACUGUGCUGGAUGUGGACCAGCUGGAGCCACAAGAGGAGGACGUGGUUGUCAUGGCAACUGAUGGGCUCUGGGAUGUCCUGUCCAAUGAGCAGGUGGCAUGGCUGGUGCGGAGCUUCCUCCCUGGCAACCGAGAGGACCCACACAGGUUCUCGGAGCUGGCUCAAAUGCUGAUACACAGCACGCAGGGGAAGGAUGACAGUCCUACACAGGAAGGGCAGGUGUCCUAUGACGACGUUUCUGUGUUCGUGAUUCCCUUGCACAACCACGACCAAAGGCGCGGUAGCCACUGAGGAUUCAGACAUUGUAUCCCAGAUAACUUAAGGGCCAGAUGCAGCGUGUGCAUCCCUCCUCCAUGGUCAAAAGCAAGUCUGCCUGCUCUGCCCCUAGAUACAGCCCCAACCCCAACCUAUUUCAAGGGAAACAUUUCUACCAGGCAGUCAGAACUGGAGGAACAUGGAGAGUCUGGCUCCCCAGGUCCCCCGCUGUGGCAGGCAAGGAAUGAGUACUAACGUCAGUGAUUAUGUCUGGCAAAAAUUUACAACUUAGGAAACCAAUGUGAGGCUCCUCAGACAGGAUCCUUAACAGCCCAAUAUAUCAUUCCCAGAUGAGGAGUUAGAUGACGGGCGUAGGCCAAGAAUGCCAGGAAGGGCAGCCUGCCUGUGUUUGGAUCCAGGUCUCUAAGCCAUGAAUGUUAGGUUAUCUACUACAAAACCCCCAAAGCCAGUGGCGGCUGCCUCAUAUCUUCUAAACAGCCAUGUUGAAGCAGGCCCUGGGGAAGAGACCAGCUCAGAUCCCUACCCUCAUGCCCUCUGGUCUAGAGAGGUACAGGGCUGGAGGGUAGCUGGGGGAGAAUAAAGAAACAAGGGGGCCCUCGAGUUGGCAGAGCGAUGAAUCUCCUGAUUAUUGCUCCUGCCUCUAACCUAGUUUCCUGAUUUCUCCACUCUGGCCCCAGCCCUGCCCUACACUGAUGCCAACAAUGCCAUUUUGUUGUUCCCCAUCACCUCCCUAUUAAAUGUUUGUGUGAAGAA
Messenger RNA from Sus scrofa (pig), 2410 nucleotides. It is a transcript of the gene PPM1M, whose product is annotated as protein phosphatase, Mg2+/Mn2+ dependent 1M. The record is from RefSeq and is a predicted model, not a curated record. Lineage: Eukaryota; Metazoa; Chordata; Mammalia; Artiodactyla; Suidae. Gene Ontology annotation, cellular component: mitochondrion. Gene Ontology annotation, molecular function: [pyruvate dehydrogenase (acetyl-transferring)]-phosphatase activity. Gene Ontology annotation, biological process: protein dephosphorylation.